AGUCUUUCGCCACCCGACCGUCCGCGUCAAGCAGAGGCGCCGGAAUGGCCGGACGGCAGAGUGCGGACUAGUGAGUAGUGAGGACGAUGGAGUAUUGGAGUGAGUGAGUGACGACGGUGCUUGCCGCUCGCUACCUCACUUUACAGUAUACAUAGUUAUUGCCAGUUAUUGGUUCUAGUUAGCAACUACUAUCACCCAGCACUUGCGAGUCCAACACCUCUCCGCCGCCUGUCGGUCACCGUACUCGAAUUUCGUAGUAUAAGUACGACCGGACCUAUGUGAUCGACCGUUAGUUGUUAGUUGCCGCGCCGUCGUCUAACACUCCGUCGACUUUCUGAAUAAACAGCAACGUGGCGUGCUCUCACUAUUCACGAUAACUUACACAUUUUCUUAACGUCUUCUUUACUUCACUGAACGCCACAGAGGCGAUUCAUCGUCAUCGGUUUUCAUUCCGUUCGAAUUGUCAUGGAAAAGGUCGUGACGUGUGUGGCACCCGUCAACAUAGCCACCAUUAAAUACUGGGGCAAAAGAGACGAACAUUUGAUAUUGCCUCUAAACGAUUCGGUCAGUCUGACUUUGGAUUGCGAUCAAAUGCAUGCCAAGACAUCUGUUCUUGCAGGACCGUUUAUAGAUGAAGACAGUGUUUGGCUAAAUGGGCAGAUUAUGUCCAUCGAAACAAACAAACGUUUGAAAAAAUGCUUUGAUCUAAUAAGAAAUUUAAUCAGAAUACGUAAAGGUGAAAAUAGUCAAGAAGCAAAAUGGAAUAUAAGAGUCUGUUCUGAAAAUAAUUUCCCUACUGCAGCAGGACUAGCUUCAUCGGCAGCUGGUUAUGCUUGUCUUGUAUAUACAUUAGCUAAUGCUUUUGGCUUGGUAGACGAAGAUUUACCAUCUAUAGCAAGACAAGGUAGUGGAAGUGCAUGUAGGAGUAUUUAUGGAGGAUUUGUUCAUUGGAAAGCUGGUACUGAUGACCUAGGUUCAGAUUCAACUGCAGUUCAAAUUUCUGCCGAUACACACUGGCCAGAAAUGAGAAUUAUCAUACUAGUGGUAAAUGAUUCUCAAAAAAAAACUAGUAGUACCGUGGGAAUGAAACAAUCAGUAAAAACUAGUGAAUUACUUAAGUACAGAAUUCAAAAGUGUGUACCUGAAAGAACAAAUGAAAUCAUUCAAGCCAUAACAGAUAAAAAUUUUGAAAAAUUUGCUGAAAUUACAAUGCGAGACAGUAAUCAAUUUCAUGCUGUUUGUUUGGAUACAUAUCCACCUUGUGUUUAUUUGAAUCAAGUAUCACAUGAAAUAAUAUCUUUUAUUCAUGAUUAUAAUGAAGCUGUUGGUCAAAUUAAAGUUUCUUAUACAUUUGAUGCUGGUCCAAACGCUUUUUUAUUUAUUCAACAAAAAGAUCUGAGUUUGUUUAUGUCAGAAUUGGUUAAUGUUUUCCCAUCACAGCAACCUAAUUCUUCAUAUUUACGAGGAAUUGAAACUUCGUUGCCUGCUAAAAUAAAACCAUAUGGUCUUAAACCCAAAGAUAAGGAUCUUUUGAAGUAUAUCAUGGUCACUAAAUUAGGUAGUGGUCCAAAAUGUGUUAAUGACCAUUUAUUAAACAACGAUGGUACUCUGAAAUCAAACAAUUAAAUUUGUAAUUGAUCAGACACUAUUUAGCUAAUUUAUUGUUAUAUGCCUAUUUCAGGAAAUAUUUUUUUUUUUUUUAAUGUUGCAACUAUAGUUUUAUUUUUUAUAUAUGUAUAUAAUUUAUUGGUUUAUUUUUGGAGUUGAAUAUUUGAAUGGGCAAAAGCCCAAAAUGAAAGAAAAUAAAGUAUAUUAUAGUUUAUUUAUUAUACA
This is a messenger RNA of Acyrthosiphon pisum (pea aphid), 1833 nucleotides long. RefSeq names its product diphosphomevalonate decarboxylase (gene Mvd). Gene Ontology annotation, cellular component: cytosol. Gene Ontology annotation, molecular function: diphosphomevalonate decarboxylase activity. NCBI's taxonomy places the organism in Eukaryota, Metazoa, Arthropoda, Insecta, Hemiptera, Aphididae. The coding region runs from base 466 to 1626 and encodes 386 amino acids. The record is from RefSeq and is marked validated. The transcript is spliced from 10 exons. Gene Ontology annotation, biological process: isoprenoid biosynthetic process; isopentenyl diphosphate biosynthetic process, mevalonate pathway.